Molecule: messenger RNA, 1196 nt
Organism: Lipotes vexillifer (Yangtze River dolphin)
Lineage: Eukaryota; Metazoa; Chordata; Mammalia; Artiodactyla; Lipotidae
Gene: CENATAC
Product: centrosomal AT-AC splicing factor
Exons: 11
Coding region: 64-1065 (333 amino acids)
Source: RefSeq, a predicted model, not a curated record
GGGUCAGAGGUCACCAGACGGCGAAGGAGCGGCUGCGCGUCGCAGAUCCCCAGUCCCGGGUAGAUGGCGCCGGCGGAGCGGUGUCCUGUUUGCCGCCAGACCUUCUUCUGCGGCCGCGGGCACGUCUACAGUCGCAAGCACCAGCGGCAGCUGAAGGUGGCUUUGGAGCGGCUUCUGCCUCAGGUGGAGGCCGCCCGCAAGGCCGUCCGCGCCGCUCAGGUGGAGCGUUACGUGCCCGAGCACGAGCGGUGCUGCUGGUGCCUGUGCUGCGGCUGUGAGGUGAGGAAACACCUGAGCCACGGAAACCUGACCGUGCUGCAUGGGGGGCUGCUGGAGCAUCUGGCCAGUCCAGAGCACAAGAAAGCAACCAACAGAUUCUGGUGGGAGAACAAGGCUGAGUUCCAGAUGAAAGAGAAGUUUUUGAUCUCCCCCCAGGAUUAUGCUCGAUUCAAGAAGUCCAUGGUGAAAAGUCUGGAUUCCUAUGAGGAAAAAGAGGAUGAAGUGAUUAAAGAGAUGGCAGCUCAGAUCCGUGAGGUGGAGCACAGCCGGCAGGAGGUGGUUCGGUCUGUCUUAGAGCCUCAGACAGUGCCAGACCCAGAAGAGGGCUCUUCGGCACCUGGAAGCUGGAAAGGGACAAAUAGCCAAGUAGCCUCCACCUCACAGCAGCCUUCAUAUGUGGACCUGCCACCAGCCCCAGAGCUUGACUGGAUGGAGACAGGACAACCCCUGACAUUCAUUGGCCAUCAGGACACACCAGGAAUUGGUAACAUCCACUCAGGUGCCACACCUCCCUGGAUGGUCCAAGAUGAGGACUAUAGCUCUGCGAACCAACAAAUAGGACCCUCCUAUGAAGAGUUUCUCAAAGAAAAGGAAAAACAGAAAUUGAAGAAACUCCCACCAGACAGAGUUGGGGCCAACUUUGAUCAUAACUCCAGUACCGGUGCAGGCUGGCUGCCCUCUUUUGGCCGGGUCUGGAAUAAUGGACGCCGCUGGCAAUCCAGGCAUCAAUUCAAAACUGAAGCCGCAGCAAGAAAAAAACAACAGUUACAUAAAAAAAAAAGUUAAUGGUUUCCUAAUACAUUUUCAAGCACCAUAAUACUCAAAGCCAAAUCAACAAGCCGAUACUUUGUAACUGCCUUUCUUAGGAAACAGACAUGCCCACUUAUUUGAUUUAAUAAAGUUUUAUUUUUCCAAAU